AUGAUAUCGGAGGUGCCAACUCUGGCAAUUGAUUUGGUGACGGUCUUUGAAAACACGAGUGUCUUGCACGAUGAGUACAUCGUCCACAGGCUAGGCCUGCUGCCUAUUGACAGCUCAAAUGUAGGAAACUUCGUCGCCAGAGACUUCAACUUGGAAGCAACAGCAGCAGAUGUUGACAGCUUAACUGUAACUCAUUUUGAUUUAGUACCCGAAAGGAUUCUGGGGGGCCCCCUGGGGGGCCCCCUGGGGGGCCCCCUGGGGGCCCCCGGCAGCCAGCAGGGGCCCCCCCUCCCGGUACCCUCCCCCAGCGACCUGCAGGCUGAAGGCUUCACCUCUGGUAUCCCGAUUGUGAAGCUACGGAGAAACCAAACCAUCAGCAUGUCUUGUCUUGCUACCAAGGGCAUUGGGAAGCUGCAUGCAAAGUGGAGUCCAGUGGCAGCAGCAACUUAUAAACUUCGUCCCCAAAUAAAACUCGACGCGGGCCUUUUGGAGACUGCAGCAGCAGACGCAAAGAGACAAAUGUAG
Messenger RNA from Eimeria tenella, 525 nucleotides. RefSeq names its product Rna polymerase ii b3 subunit. NCBI's taxonomy places the organism in Eukaryota, Apicomplexa, Conoidasida, Eucoccidiorida, Eimeriidae. The record is from RefSeq and is a predicted model, not a curated record. Gene Ontology annotation, biological process: DNA-templated transcription. The transcript is spliced from 6 exons. Bases 1 to 525 code for a protein of 174 amino acids. Gene Ontology annotation, molecular function: DNA-directed RNA polymerase activity; protein dimerization activity. Gene Ontology annotation, cellular component: RNA polymerase II, core complex.